Molecule: messenger RNA, 657 nt
Organism: Cariama cristata (Red-legged seriema)
Lineage: Eukaryota; Metazoa; Chordata; Aves; Cariamiformes; Cariamidae
Gene: RAB27B
Product: RAB27B, member RAS oncogene family
Exons: 5
Coding region: 1-657 (218 amino acids)
Biological process (GO): positive regulation of exocytosis; melanosome transport
Cellular component (GO): secretory granule; melanosome
Molecular function (GO): GTP binding; GTPase activity
Source: RefSeq, a predicted model, not a curated record
AUGACUGAUGGAGACUAUGAUUAUCUGAUCAAACUCCUGGCCCUUGGAGACUCUGGGGUUGGAAAAACAACGUUCCUGUACAGAUACACGGACAACAAGUUUAAUCCAAAAUUCAUCACGACAGUAGGGAUAGAUUUUCGGGAAAAACGAGUGGUAUACAACAGCAGAGGACCAAAUGGAUCUCCAGGAAAAGCUUUCAAAGUACAUCUCCAGCUUUGGGACACAGCCGGUCAGGAAAGAUUUCGAAGUCUCACCACAGCGUUUUUCAGAGAUGCUAUGGGCUUUUUACUAAUGUUUGAUCUCACCAGUCAACAGAGCUUCUUAAAUGUCAGAAAUUGGAUGAGUCAGCUGCAAGCCAAUGCAUAUUGUGAGAAUCCAGAUAUAGUCUUAAUUGGUAAUAAAGCUGAUCUAUCAGACCAAAGGGAGGUAAACGAAAGGCAAGCAAAAGAUCUGGCAGACAAAUAUGGCAUACCCUACUUCGAAACAAGUGCUGCUACUGGACAGAAUGUGGAGAAGGCUGUGGACACGCUUCUGGACUUGAUAAUGAAGCGUAUGGAGCAGUGCGUGGACAAGACGCAGGUCGCCGACACAGCCAACGGAGGAAGCUCGGGAAAGCUAGAUUCGACAAAACCGGAGGAGAAAAAAUGUGCCUGCUAA